UACCUCAUAUGUAAUCAUAUAUAAGUGUUGUAUAAAAUUUCGGUAUUUGCUUUAUAAAACAGUUGGUUGAGUACAACUAUCUGAUCAAACAGAGAACCUCCAGUCUCUCAAGUUUCUUCCAUGGCUUCGAUGAUCUCACAUGCUGGAGCUGUCAGCCAUAAAUUGUUGAGCUUAAAUAGCUCUAGUUCCGGAGGUUCAACCCCAAGCACAGCCUUCUAUGGCAGCGGUUUGAAGAAGACAAACUCUAGAUUCACUCACCAGAAGACUAGUGAGGCCAAAACCUUUAGAAUUGCCGCGGAGAUAGAUGAAGGAAAGGCAAAACCAAAGGUGGACAAAUGGGGAGGACUUGCCUACGACAUUUCUGAUGACCAACAAGACAUCACAAGAGGAAAGGGACUGGUUGACUCCCUUUUCCAAGCUCCAUCUGGUGCAGGAACUCAUGAUGCUAUUAUGAGUUCUUAUGAAUACCUCAGCACCGCACAAAAGAUAUAUGACAUGGAUAACAAUAUGGAUGGAUUCUACAUAGCUCCAGCUUUCAUGGAUAAGCUUGUUGUUCACCUUAGUAAGAACUUCAUGACCCUGCCUAACAUCAAGGUUCCUCUUAUUCUUGGUGUUUGGGGAGGAAAGGGUCAAGGAAAAUCAUUCCAGUGCGAGCUUGUCUUUGCCAAGAUGGGGAUUAUCCCAAUCAUGAUGAGUGCUGGAGAGUUAGAAAGCGGGAAUGCAGGAGAGCCAGCCAAACUAAUCCGACAAAGAUACCGUGAAGCAUCAGAUAUCAUCAUGAAGAAAGGAAAGAUGUCUUGCCUAUUUAUCAAUGAUCUUGAUGCAGGAGCUGGUAGAAUGGGUGGUACCACUCAAUACACUGUUAACAACCAGAUGGUGAAUGCAACACUUAUGAACAUAGCUGAUAAUCCCACCAAUGUCCAGCUUCCUGGUAUGUACAACAAGGAGGAGAAUAUGCGUGUGCCAAUCAUAGUCACAGGAAACGACUUCUCAACACUCUAUGCGCCUCUUAUCCGCGAUGGUCGUAUGGAGAAAUUCUACUGGGCUCCCACCAGGGAGGAUCGUAUCGGUGUUUGCAUUGGGAUCUUUAGGACUGACAAUAUCCCUGAUGAGGCUGUUGUCAAGAUUGUUGACACCUUCCCUGGCCAAUCCAUUGAUUUCUUUGGUGCUCUUCGUGCUCGAGUCUAUGAUGAUGAAGUAAGGAAGUGGAUCUCAGGGAUUGGAAUUGAGGGUAUUGGAAAGAAGCUUGUUAACUCAAAAGAUGGACCCCCGACUUUUGAUCAACCGAAAAUGACCCUGGAAAAGCUUCUGGAGUAUGGACAUAUGCUUGUUCAGGAACAGGACAAUGUUAAGAGAGUACAAUUGGCUGAAAAAUAUUUAAAUGAGGCUUCUCUCGGAGCAGCAAAUGAGGAUUCUAUCAAUCAAGGAAAAUUUCUUGGUUAGUGGUUUAACAUUGUCUGAAUACAGGAAAUGCACAAUAAGAUUUCAAGAUUACAAUUUACAAGCUAGUGUUCCCAUCUCCUGAGGUUGCACGGAUCGAACAGAACAUAAAUUUUCAUCCAGAAGCUAGGGGUGACAAUCGUCGCUUUCAGGGAAGAGAAUUUUGCUUUGUCUUGUUAGGACGUGCUAUUUCAGGAUCAUGACCGUUUACUUAAUUGUAAAUUUGUGUACUAAACUUGGUUCGAGCUUGAUCAACUCUGCCCUCUGCACAAUCUCCUCUGAUCUACUUGUCCUGUUGAUGUAACAUACCGAACUUGUCUCAUCACAUUCAUACUCACUACAGAAAAUUUAGAAGACAUAUAUACUCGUCACAAUAAGUCUACUAUCAUGUAAUGUAUCAGUCUAUAGAAAAUGUUUAAGGUGAUAUGGAGAUACU
Messenger RNA from Daucus carota subsp. sativus, 1876 nucleotides. Its product is annotated as ribulose bisphosphate carboxylase/oxygenase activase, chloroplastic. The record is from RefSeq and is a predicted model, not a curated record. Gene Ontology annotation, molecular function: ATP hydrolysis activity; ATP binding; ribulose-1,5-bisphosphate carboxylase/oxygenase activator activity. Bases 121 to 1443 code for a protein of 440 amino acids. Gene Ontology annotation, cellular component: chloroplast stroma; thylakoid. Lineage: Eukaryota; Viridiplantae; Streptophyta; Magnoliopsida; Apiales; Apiaceae. The transcript has 7 exons.